AUGGAGCCCCGAUUUGUGUUAAUGACCGAAGAGGAACUAGAACAGCUUUUGGACGAUAAGGAUUCUAAAUCUACAAAAAAUGUGUUAAAACAAGCGUUGGAAACAUUCAACUGCUACUGUAGGGCAAAGUCUCUUGACUUCGAAAAAGUGGAGAAGGAAUACUCCGAGCAAGAGUUAUGCGAUUGUCUUCGAGCAUUCUACGCAGAGGUGCGGCGAGGAAAUGGCGAACUUUACGCCAAGAGAUCCAUGAUCACAAUACGCUAUGGCCUCCAGAAACACUUUCUAAAAACAAAGUCAAUGGACAUCGUAAAUAGUGGUGCAUUUAGGCGUGCGAAUGACAUGUUUGCUGCAGUCCUUCAUAAGCUGAAAGCUGAGGGAAAGGGUGCAAUAACACACAAGGAACCUAUAAGCAAGGAAGACUUUGGCAAAAUUUUGUCUUCUCCAGCGUUGGACCGUUCUACUCCUAAAGGUCUCCAGAACGCUGUAUUCAUAAACUUAAUGUUACAUCUGUGUAACAGAGGCAGAGAAAAUGUUAAAGAUCUAAAGGUAGAUGAUUUUGACAUUGCUACAGAUUCCAGUGACAGGAGGUACGUUUAUCUUGCAAAGGACAAGUUGACUAAAAAUCACAGAGGAGACAAUAACGAUGACACAAGGAGCCAGUGUGGUCGCAUGUAUGAGACAAAGGAUGUAAAUUGCCCUGUGAAGUCGUUUUGCGAUUACAUUUCACAUUUGAACCCUGGCUUUCCCUUUUUUUGGCAACGGCCAAAAUCAAUAGCUCCUGAAGAUGUCGUCAAUGCUGGAGACGGGUCACAACAACAAAGUGUGCCGUGGUAUGAUCAUCAGGUUGUUGGCAAAAACACUUUGGGAUCCAAAUUGAAGACCAUUAGCAUUGCAGCUAACACGUCUAGAAUCUACACGAACCACUGCCUUCGAGCUACAACUAUCACUACAUUAGAUGAGCACAGUUUUGAAGCAAGGCAUAUCAUGAGCGUUUCUGGACAUAAAAGUGAGAACAGUCUUAAACAUUACUCGCGAGUUGCAGAGGGACACAAAAGGCAAAUGAGCUUGUGCUUGUCAGAGAAAUGCCACCAAGUCACAGAUUCUGGAGCUAAAGUAAGGGUUGCUAGUCCAGGACCUAGUUCUAGAUUUAGUCCUGGACCUAGUUCGACACCAACAGGACCACCAUGUACAAUAAGUAGGCCACCAUUGAGCCCUGUUCUAUCUCAUACGCCUGACGUUUCAGCUCAGCCUCAGCCUCAACGUCAACUCGUAGGAGUAGGACUAGGACUAGGAGUUGGACCAGAGUCAGAGACUAGCGGUGAGCUCGAAGUCCAGAACCCCCAACAAGUCACACUCACAGGACCAAAUUCACAGUCUUCGCCUCAAAGUCAAACCAUGAACUUUGUGUCAAACAAACUUGAUUUUGACCAGAAAAAGGUUGUGCAGUAUCACUUUCAUCAGUGUACUGUGAAGAUCAUUAACAAGUAG
This is a messenger RNA of Strongylocentrotus purpuratus (purple sea urchin), 1488 nucleotides long. RefSeq lists its product as uncharacterized. Gene Ontology annotation, molecular function: DNA binding. The coding region runs from base 1 to 1488 and encodes 495 amino acids. Lineage: Eukaryota; Metazoa; Echinodermata; Echinoidea; Camarodonta; Strongylocentrotidae. Gene Ontology annotation, biological process: DNA recombination; DNA integration. The record is from RefSeq and is a predicted model, not a curated record. The transcript has a single exon.